AAAUCUGUUCCCUGUAAACAUAUGUCAGGCCGAGCAGAAAAUGACAAGUGUGUGUUAUCUGCCAAGCACAGGAAAAACAACAAAUAAAAUUUUUCGUGUUCCGAGUUAAAUCCACGUUGAACGAUUUUUUAUUUGUUAUGUAACAGAUAACGCGGUGUUCAACGACUGAAACCUUCUAGUUGGGGCUCCGCACAAUGGAGAACUUAUCAAAUAUUGAACUGGAAUGGAUCGACCAGACUAACAACAGCUGGUCGCUAAAAGACUGUGAUAGUAUAGCCAAUAGAGACCUCGUGCAAUCAAUGUAUGAUUUUCUGAUACAAAACAAGGAAAUCCGCCUGAUCCCGACGACUUUAUCGCUGUUUAACGACGUUCAGAUUUUUCCAAGCUUUCAAUACGACGGUGCGUCUAACUCUGAGUUGAACCACUACAUUGCCACUUUACUCAAAUCGCAAAUUGACUUGGCGAGAAACGUGUGCUCUUCCAGUCAAUUUGCGGCGAUUCUCAAGCAAAGACUGUUGAUUCUGAGACGGAUUUAUCACGCGCUCAUUGUCAAGUACCACGAUAAGGCCAAAACUGACCAAACCACGAGCGAAAAUAACACAAAUAUCUUGGCUAAGGAAAGCUUGUCAGGCUCUCAAGCUUUGCUGGAGAUCGGAGUCAAGACCGGCUUGAGUCUUUUAUUUUCUCUGUUACGGCAAAACUGGCAAGUCAGUGAUAUACUCAAAGUUCCCUCACUGUGCAAUUCAGUUCUGGAAACCUCCUUCGACCUCCUCCAAAAACUACCACCUUUAUGCCUCUCUAACGACACUCAGCUAACAAACCUUGGGAUCACUAGCUUGGAACAAGUCUCCGAUUUUCUCAAAGACGCUGUUUUAAAUUCGCCGAAUGCCGAUUCUCAUGCGAAGCUUCUCUCAUGUAAACUGCUCCUAGCCCUAGCUUUGCAAAGGGGCUCUCUGAGGUACUUACUCGACUGGAUCGAGAUGGUCUUAGAUGCGUCGUGUAAGACAGAGGGGAUUCUAUGUGAUUCCUUUUUCAAAAGUGCAAUUAUGCAGCUCGAGAGCGGCAAAUAUAAAAUUAAAUCUGAUCUGUGGAAAGGGCAGACGAGUAGUGAGGUCUCGGUUUAUGAAGCUGCGAUUAAUUUGAUGGAGAUUUUGGCCGGAAUGGCUAUUGAUUUCGGAGGAGUUUGCUCAGCUGUUGAAACAACUUCAGAGAGCGAAGUUGGAGUUUAUGAAAAGAGCGACGUUUACGUGUGGGGGAGUAAUUCCUCCCAUCAGUUGGCAGAGGGUAAUCAGGAGAAGAUUCUGAUGCCGGUUAAGUCGAAAAUGUUCACACAGGUGCAACAGGUCGAAGCCGGACAGUAUUGCACCUUCGCCAUCCACUGGGACGGCUCGGUGAGUGCCUGCGGCAAAGGCAGCUACGGCCGCCUCGGCCUCGGCGAGUCCUCCAACCAGAGCCUCCCCAAGCGCAUUCUGCUCGACUGCGUUGUGAAAAAACUCUCAAGUUCGAAAGGCAGUGACGGUCACACCCUCGCCCUUGCCGAGACGGGCGUCGUCUACAGCUGGGGCGACGGCGACUACGGUAAACUAGGUCACGGAAACUGCGCCACACACAAGCAGCCCGAACGCAUAACGGGCCCUUUCCUCGGAAAAACCAUCAAGUACAUCCAUGCCGGGUACCGGCACAGCGCCGCCGUCACCGACGACGGCAAACUCUACACCUGGGGCGAGGGCGACCACGGCCGCCUCGGGCACGGCGACAGCAACGCGCGCUAUGUCCCGACGCAAGUGGCGGGCUUGGCGGAGGUCGGGUCGGUGGCGUGCGGCAGUUCGCAUACGCUGGUCGUGUCGAAGGACGGGAAGACGGUUUGGUCGUUCGGGUCGGGGGAGCAUGGGAAGUUGGGGACGGGGGAAUUGGGGAAGGUGUACAGGCCGCAAGUGGUCGAAGCGCUGCAAGGCUUGACGAUACAGAAGGUGUGUGCAGGGACGUGGUUUUCAAUGGCGUUGACGACGGCAGGGGAGGUGUAUACCUGGGGGAGUGGGGCGAUUUUGGGGAAAGGAUCGGCCGAUGCUAUUGUUAAUUUGCCGAUGUAUGUGGAGGAUUUGGCGCAGUAUAGGAUUGUGGAUAUUUCGGCAGGGGAUAAUCAUUGUUUGGCUUUGACGGAUGAACAUGAGGUUUUUGCAUGGGGGACGAAUAGUAUGGGGCAGUGUGGACAGGGGCACACGUGUAGUCCGAUUACGAGGCCUUUGAAGGUUAUCGGGCUGGAGGGAGUGUCCAUAAGGCAGAUAAGUGCAGGCACUUCGCAUUCAAUGGCGUGGACGUCAAUGUCGACGGAAAACCACCACAUGACCAAACACAAACCCUUCUGUCUCGACCUCCACGAAAAAACGUUCAUUUUAUUGAAAAAGUUCCUCGAAAAAUACACCGUUUCGUUCAUUUACGAGACACCACCGCCUCCUUUCAAAACAGCAACCGAACAUCAUCGAUUCGUUUUGCUAACGUUAAAACUCUUAUGCACACAUUUAAGUCUUUGCAUUAAUGGAAACUUGAGCGACAACAUACUCAGCAACCAUACGAAGCAACUACGGCUCAUUUUAUUUAGACUGGUCGAUAUUAAAACACCACCAGAGAUUUAUUCAACUGUUAUCGAAUUGAUAAAUGUUGGAGCGUCUUUACUUUUACCCCAAUUGCAAGAGCGAGUCGAGUUUGUACACGAACACUUAUCGAAAGAUGGGCUAACGCAAGGGCAACAAAUGUUGCUAAAUAUCGUGUUAUGCAGUUUGGAGGAUCCGGCUCAUAUUGCAGCUUUGUUGCGAAUACAAGAACAACAACUGACUGAGACUCUGAUGUCGACCUUGCUCCAGUCAUUUAGUAAACUAACGGAGGACACCCUCGAUAGUGUAAAAAAAUACAUGGAGACGCAACCAACAGACGAAUGGAAAAACGCAGCAAGUACGACUCAAACCCACUUGCAAAAACUGCUAAGCUCGUUACAAAACCACCUACUAGCUCACGUCGUCAUCAAAAAUAACCAGAUUUUUCACAUUUUGCACAAUCACCUGAACCAGCUGUUCCCGCUAAUCAUCCGAGUCUUGGAGAAGUCUGCUUGUAUCUUAGAACAGUACCCCCCAAGUUUGGAGUUACUUUACAACGUUCUGCUAGACUCGGUUUCCGGCUCAAUGUUUCUAAAAUUACUAAGUUCCCUAUUGUUGAUCCCGCCUGUCUUCAUCAAAGAACUCCUACCCGAACUUUUAAACGUCUUAGUCUCGCUAGACCGUUUCAAUAAACUCCUCCCUGUCGAGAUAACAAACGAUGUGAGCACGGUUUCCUCGCGUUCGGAAACCCCGACUUUGGCGCAACUCGCCGACCAAUCGUGGCUGUGGAUCAUCGAUCUGCAGCGCACGUGUUCGCUGCUGAUUGGCGAGUGUUUGGGCGGGGCGUUCGCCGGCGACCCGCCCACGAUUGAGGAAAUUUCCUGCUGGAAUUGGCUCAACACUGAUUUGUUUUCUGCCGGGAUUGUCAACGAUGAUAUUGAUGUGCAAACGGUGGUAGAUAUGUCACACACCGCAUUGUUAAAUCUCCAAGACGCUCUGUUAAUAAGUCUGGAAAAUAUGAGUCCAACUGUCCAGAAUUAUUGCAAGUUGGCGUUCAAACUGCCACAGCAAUACGACGAGGCUUGCGCUCUAACCACCGAAAACGAAUUUGCGCAACCGUUUUUCGAAAAUGAUCAAUUCGAGUUGUGGGACAACGACGGCAAAUUGGCCGAUACUGUGGUCCAGUGUUUCCUUAUCACUUUAUUGAAACAAACUGGGUUGAUUAGGGAGUCGACUAGUCACGUUGCGUUUCCCGAAAUUUACAAAUUCACCUUCAAGUUGCGCCAGAAAUUGAUCAGUUCGUUGUAUUGUUGUUACGAAGAGGAGAAAAGCGAGGAACAAAGUCAGGAUGAAGAACAGAGAUUUGCGACGAUUUGUCGCAAAAUCCUGCAAAGGUGCCUCUUCCUGCUUAUUUUCGUGCAAGGUUUGGAGCUAGAUUUGGCGGACGAGGGGAGUUCGGACGAAGAAUGCGACUUUACCGACUUUUACAAAACCAAGACUUCGUUUCGGGAGAUUACGAAAAUAUGUAAUUUGUGUUUGAGUUUUGUGUGCAACGAACCGGCGGAAAAACUCUCGCUGAUUACGCGCGGUAGCCGCAAAAAUAACUGGUGCACCAAACCUGCCGUUUUCUACAAAGCGCUACAAGCGCAGAAAAACCGGGCUUGUAACCGACUUGAGAGUCUCAAAGACUUGCUCAAGCUCAUAACCGAGAAACAGUCGUCUCCGACUGUGUCUAAUCUGAUUUAUCCGCAACUACUGGCCGGUUAUUUCGGUUUCUGUAAUUACAAAUCGGAGGACGUGUCGCAUUAUUUGUUCCACUAUUUCGACAAAAUCCAAGCGAGUCCGGUUAGGUUCCAAGGGGAGAUUCGCACAAACAUGCACCGCGUUUACGACUUUCUGAUCAAAUUGCUGAACAAUUUGGUUGGUAGCAGUGAGAAUCGGCAAUUGUUAUUCACGACUUUGUUCACCCUGACUGCGAAAUACGAGCCCAGUGAUUUGAACUUCAUUAUUGGGAAAAAUCUCCCGGCUUCACUUAUGUCGAUCGAGGAGGAUAAGACUGACAUUUUGAGUAUUGCCUCAGUUAGACUGAGUCGAAUUCUUGCCAUGUGUGCCUGCAUACAUUCGAAAAAAAUCCUGCUGGGCACCACCGAGUCCAUAAUUGAUAAAUUGUACGACCAGUUCAUUGCCAACAUUGGUGACACCCCCAAUGCCAGUUUGGUGUCACUUUGUGAUAAGAGUUUUGGCGAUUUUUUGGUGUUUCUGAGGGUCAUUGGGUCGAGUAAAGUGAUUAAGACGGUGCUAGCGUCGAAAAAGUGGCUUGAGGCGCUUUUAUCAGUCUUGGACACGUCUGAUUUGUUUAUGAGUUAUCCGGUCCAGUUGAAAUUAUUGAGACCCAAAAUGAUGGUACUUCAAAUCUUACAAAAUAUUUUACCCGGCUUGCAACCCAAAUUUCUUCCGUCUGAUUUACGCAAAUCCGUUGUUAAUAAAUUGUUUACGCAACUGGGGAAAGAACUCUGGAAAAAAACAAGUACGGAAUCGCUCCCAACUCAACUGGUUGAGAGUGAGCUGAAAUUGAACGAUUUACUGGACGAGGACGAAGAGGAAAAUAUCCCGGUUCACGACAUGGGCUUUGAUAUCAACAAAUGCCACAAUUGUGUUAUUGAAAGUAAUUUAACUUUGGUGCAUGGCUUCGGGGGGCGCGGGUACGGCCUCGGCCUCCAGGCCAUACGUUCCGGUUGCUACCAAUGGAAAAUCCUUAUUGUGAAAGAAAAUCGCGGUAAUGAAGGGACCUGUAUUGGGGUUUCAAAAUUCCCGGUUAGGGACUUCAGCCACCGGUCGACCACCGACAUGUGGCUAUACCGGGCGUACAGUGGAAGUCUCUACCACAGUGGCGAACGCGACAUUAGCUUCCAGUGCUACACACAGGGUGACUACAUCACUGUCGUCUUAGAUAUGGAUGCGAAAACGCUCAGUUUUGGCAAAAACGGCGAAGAACCGAGAGUCGCUUUCGAAAAUAUUGAAGCAACGGAACUGUACCCUUGUGUCAUGUUCUACAGUACGGGGCCGGGCGAGAAAGUAAAAAUUACCGACAUGAAGGUGCAUAGCAAGCAGAGGGACUUAUUACCCGGUGAACCGAAUUUGGCACCGUUACCGGCGGUUUUAACCGAAGCGUAUGUCACUCUGAUCAGGAGGCUGCACAAUGCAGACGCCUGGACGAACGAGGUCAAUAGCGCUAUAAUUGACCGCCUGAGUCGCAUCGAGGAUUUGUUCGAACAAAUCCACUUUUACAAUUCUGACGGCGAGGAAAGUGAGGAAAACUCAAACAGUCGUGACAUGUACUCAAAAAUAAAUGAGUUGUGUUUGACCGUAUGGCCCGCCUUGGUGACAAUUGGAGGUUUUGAUAGGGGGUUGAGGAUAGGCGGUUAUUGUAAACACAAGGGCACCGGUCGUCGAGCAAUUGUUUUAGGAAUAUUAAAAAAAGGGAUAACGACGGUAAACGUCCAGUGGGAGUCAGACGGGAGCAUUUCUGAUGUUUCUAUGUCAAACUUGGAACAUAUCGAGACUGCUCCUUUCAACAAUAACAAAUUUUCGGGCUUGAGUCCCAGUCUUUUGUUCCAAGUGGCGCGUCUCACUGGCCUAACAAACGAGUUAGUUUCGCCGGAAUAUAACUUGACACGUACUGAAGAGGAGUUGUUGUGUGAGGACCGGCAUUGCAGAUCUGAUUCGUUGAGGUCCUGUUCCGACUCACAAAUCCACAAUCAGUACACCUUUCUGGACACCCCAGCCGGUCCUCGGACGAUCGAUUCGUUAACCGAUGAAAUGGUGAGCACGAUUUUAGUCGAAAGUAAGCGAAUAAGUGUCGAGAAAAUGGUGGGAACGCAAAGCGAGGCAACUAUAUCGAAAACACCCGAGAAAAAGACCAUUAAUCACGAAAUCAAAAAACUGGAGAAGAAACUGCUAGACUUGGAAGCCAACUGUUUACAAAUUGCGUUUCUCCAAUUCGCUGCAAUGAAAACCUUAGGCAUAUUCCUAACGUCAAGUCUCUUCGCCGAGUUAUUUCUCGUCAACGAUCCGGUUAAAACCACACCACGUGAUGAAAACACCCUAAAGCGAAUAAUGUUGGUGCUAGUGGAGAAAAGCAUUGAGCAGUGCAAAUUGCGAUCGGUUGUAACCUGUGCCGAAUUCGAGCGCGCGCAAAGUAUUCUCCACUUGAGUUUUAGUAAAAGCGCAAGUGUGGAAAAUUCGCCACAACGUGGCGCUAGUACCGACGAAGUUGGGCCGAGUCUUGCCGAGGCCGGGCCGAGCCAUCGGCCGCCUCAAGUACUUGUAGCUCCAAAUCCCCAACCCGAGGACCAACAACCGUCCCCUCCACCUAUUGUUUCGCACCUAUUAGAGAUGGGCUUCCUCUUGCCUCACAUUACAGCCGCCAUGAAGGCGACUCAAAGCUCUGGCGAAUUUAACGCCCAAACUGCGAAUAUGUUGGCGGUUUGGAUGCUCGAACACCCACAAACCGGCGAGGACGAAGCCGUUGCGCACGAAUUGGUGCGACAACAAACAAUUGAUUCGGCGGAGAUCGUGCACGAGAAUAGACGAUCUGAUCGGAGAGCUUCGGAUUACACCGGUUUUGCAUACAGGGGGGUUCCCAGAAGGCGGCGAGCGGUACCAGUUGAUGGUUUUCUACCGGUGGAUGGCGCCGAACUCAACGAGCAUUUUACGUCGGAACUGUUUUCGACGAGGGCCGGUUGUGUUAAUGUACAACGACCGGUUGCGAUUUGUUCGUACUGUGGACACUUGUCGCCGAAUAUUAAGGGUCAUAUGGAGAUGAGGCAUCCGGGUUGUGGGGUGCCAUGGGGGCCUAGUACGUGCGGAAGUGUUACAGGUUCACACUACAUCAUGUGUUACAAAUGCCAAAGAAAAUACAUCAACAGGAACCAAAAUGAUAAUUAUUUGCAGUUCCAAGCGCCUGAUUUAAUCAUUGAUGAGCACGAUACGACCGAGACCGAUAUCCAGGCAAUGAAAUUCGUUCUACCGCCGUACGAAGACAUUUCACAGAUUAAAACAUGUUUGGGAAUCAACGAAAAUGAGUUUAAUGUCCGGCCUAUAGCCCUUACGAAUUUGGAUCCUUUGGGUACUUCAGCCAUACCGAAAAUAAGCAAAGAGUCGGAAACGCAGAGAGAGGCCGACAAUCGCUUUGUGGGGAAACAAGCAAUGUCGUUACAAAACUCACUUGAUCGCAUUUUGGCACUGAAACAUAUGACAGGCUCGAUUCAUGUGUUGUUAUCACGCUCGAUCGUACUCAACGUGUUAUCACUCCUAUCAAUGAACACCAAUCAUAUGACUUUGAUGAGCCAACUUGAAAUAAUCGGACUGUCCGAUAUCCGAAAAGUUGUAAGACUGAUGACUCUAACUGCGAUGAAACGUGUGGAAACUAUCAAUAUUCAGAACUCUGAUGAUUUUCCCAAUUUCAAACUAUGUAACGAUUUUACGCGAUUUGCGACUCAUUUAUCGCCCGAAUCCAAUUCGUGUUUGAACCACCUGAGUGUUAGCAUAGCCGCCUUGGCGCAAAACGACGUAACUUCGGCGAAUCUUGUCGUCAAUAUGUGUAGCAAAGAUUUGGAAAUGUCAGCGGUGGGUGUUUCAGUCCCCAAAGCCACAUUUGCAGUGACUCAAGCCCUGGUCAAUAUAUUAUCGACUCACGGCGGUUGCUCUCUACAUGAUUUACCCAAGGACGAAGUUGCGAGUCCUUUAAGUGACCCCAACACUUUGGAACCUUUAACUCUAGUCAAUGCUUUAUCGGCUUAUGUGCUCUCGUUCCGCGUAGAUCAAGAAAACCGCGAAUGGGCUUCCGAACAAUUAUUUAAAACCAUAGCCAACAAAAUCCAAAUCUUGUCGGGAUCGACGUCUGAACAAACGAAUUUCGCCGACUUGACGAACUUCCUUCCAAAGGAGAGGAUGGAGUAUUUUGACGGACAUGACAAUAGAGUAUCGACGUUGGCCUAUCACGAAAAAAAUAACAAACUCGCAUCGGCCGGCUACGACGGUACUGUUCGAUUGUGGGUUUUCGAGUCGAGGACUCAACUGUCGCUGGAUGCGACUUUAGUGUUUCACAUUUCGAGCGAUAUUUUCGGAAAUGAGUUACAAGGGAGGUUAAUUGGCCAUGUGAAGUGGUCUCCGAGGGGUGAAUAUUUGGCCGCGGCGAUGGACAAUGUUAUCAAUAUUUGGCCGAUAAUCAACGAAGGGUAUCAAAAUUGGUUCAUCGAGGAUCAGAAGGAGUUUAUCACAACUUUAACGUGGCCCAAAUUUAAACUGAAUGAGGAGAAAGAUCGGGAUUUUUUGCUAGUGGGGAAAAUCGACGGGUCAGUGAGUUUGGUCAUAAUGAGCGAUGGGGGGAUUCAACGAGUGGAGUCACUCGCCAAUUGCUCAAUGAACUGUGCUGUCGUUCGGGCCGACUGGCACGACGAGGGCCACCCGUUCGCCGUGGCCUACCUCGAUGGCACCCUCAAGCUGGGCUGGAUCGACGAGAAUACCAACAUCACGACACUAAAAGCCCACGAAUCGGGCAUUUCUAGUCUCGAGUGGUCCCCCGACGGUUCAAUCCUUGCCACGAUUUCGUCCGAUUUGAAUUGCAAACUGUGGCAUUUGAAAGACUCAAAACUGACACUUAUCCACACCUUGUCACAAACGCACGAACCUGUGACCUUGAAAUGGUCGCCACUGAUUGGCGAUAGCAAAACACCCUUGUUACUCACGAUUGGUACUUCGUACGGUACCGUUUGUGCCUGGCGUUUGCCGGACACUGACCAUAACAAUAUUAAGCCGCAAUUGGUUAUGCAGGCACAAGGUCACGCGUGUAAUGCUGUGACGGGGUUGGCGGUGCACAAAAAUGGGUUGUUGUUGGCGAGCGGGUGUCCCAAUGGGAUUCUAAAUGUGUGGUCGUUGGUCGAUGGGAGUUUGGUGCAGACGGUUGUGGGCAGCGGUGGGGUGAAUUAUAAUGGGUUGCUGUGGAGUGGUGAUUCACUCGCUGUGGCGUUUUUACGGUCUAAGUCAAUUGGUUUGUUACAAUACGGGACUGGUAGUCUCACCAAGUACCAGUCUUUGACCACGGCACGGUGUGCCCUUAUCAGGAAAGGGGUGAAAGGGUUGAAAUCAGCCCAGUUUUUCAAAACGCUGAUUUUGUAUUUACCGAAGAUAAUUCUCGACCAAUACAAUAUCGAGAAGUUGGCGGUGCAAACCGGUGCACAAUUGUCACACUCCAGCUACUUGAAAAGUCUAACCUCGCUUGCGAUUUUACUAGAUUUGGAACACAUAAUUUGUUACAAGUGUCGUCCGUUUAACAAUAAAAACGAAUCCGAUGUGAUUCCCGAAAUGCAGUGGUUGCAUACGUUCACACUUGGCGCCCAAAUCGCCGAUUGUCUCAUCAAACGCACGAACUUACCCGAAUGUGUCUUGAGUCAGGCACGAGGCGUAGCCGAGUGUGUCACCACCGAGGCUGUACAGAACGCCUCAUGGACUUCAAAACAGGACGAACAAAUCAUGCAGUGGGUGUCUCAAAGGCCCCAGGACUGGCAAAUCGGGGGCAAAUGCAAGGCGUACAUGUGGGGCUCAGACAGGCACGGCCAACUUGCCGAACUGGGCUACAGUGCCUCGGUGCCCGUCCAAGUCGAGUCGUUUUCAAUCGCGCGAAAAAUAAUCUGUGGCCAAAACUGCACUUUUGUGAUACAAUCGGACGGCACAGUGUUGGCAUGUGGCGAAGGCAGCUAUGGACGCUUGGGACAGGGAAACUCAGAUGAUUUGCACUCCCUAAGUGUCAUUUCGAGUCUUCAAGGUUUCGUUAUAACCGAUCUAGCGACUUCGGUCGGUUCCGACGGCCACAGCUUGGCAUUGGCCGAAAGUGGCGAAGUUUUCUCAUGGGGCGAUGGUGAUUUUGGAAAGCUGGGUCAUGGUAACCCUGACCGACAACGCCGACCCCGUCAAAUUGAAGCCCUACAGACCGAACAAGUGGUCCAAGUGGCUUGUGGGUUCAAGCACAGUGCUGUGGUCACAAGCGAUGGGAAAUUGUUCACUUUCGGAAACGGCGAUUUCGGGAAAUUGGGCUUAGGUUCGGUGGCUAACAAAAAACUCCCUGAGCGGGUUAUGGCCCUUGAAGGGUACAGGAUCGGUCAAGUGGCCUGUGGUUUGAACCACACUGCUUGCGUUUCGACUGAUGGAAUGACAGUCUGGACGUUUGGUGAAGGGGAUUAUGGAAAAUUAGGCCUGGGUUACGCCACAAUGAAACUCCUCCCACAAAAAGUCGAAACUGUGUGUAACCUCGGGAUUAAGAAAGUCGGCUGUGGGACACACCUAACUCUUUUUUUGACAAAAGACGGUAAAGUCUUCGUGUGUGGGAUUGAUAGAAUGCCUUGGCAUUCGUUGUUUCGGGAACGUGCGGUUUUUAAACCCCAAAUCAUGACGUCACUUUCCGACUAUUCUAUUGAAGACUUGGCUGUGGGGACCGAACACGUGUUAUUUUUAACAACCUGUGGGAAAGUACUUGGGUGGGGGAUGACCGGCGAGGGUCAGUUGGGACUCCCCCAUGUGUCAUUGGUUCGGCACCCCGAAAUCAUAACCGAACUUUCGGACAAGGGAAUAAGACAGAUUUCCACCGGACGAACGCACAGUGCGGCCUGGAGCGCACCUCCUCUCCCUCAGAGGGUUCCAGGAGUGACGAGGUCGCUAACUUUCGGCCUCCCAGCUAAUAUCCCCAGUCAGUAUGACCACCUCCAAGGCCUCUCGAUUGAGUUAAUCCAAGCCCGGGUCAUGUUUUUGCACCGUUUUUCCGAUAUGUUGUACUCGUGCUGGACCUUGAUGCCUUUGAGUCACCAAGAAGGGAUGAAGCUACCCCCAUUAGAGGGGUUAGUCUCACCGAGUUUAAGACCGCUACUUGCUUCAAGAGUUUACACGUUUCCGUUUGUGAGGUGUAUAGGAAAGACGAUGGUGCAGGGGAAGAAUUACGGGCCGCAGAUUAUCGUUAAGAGGAUCAAUCAGGAAGACGUUACAGGUCGCAAAUGCAAGCCCGUGUUCGUUCAAAUCGCCAAACAAGUCGUAGACAUCAAACCCCAAGAGCUGCGCUUGCCCUCGCGUGCUUGGAAAGUGAAACUCGUCGGAGAAGGCGCCGACGACGCCGGUGGCGUCUUCGACGACACCAUCACCGAAAUGUGUCAAGAAAUCACCUCGGGGAUUGUCCCUCUCCUUGUCCCAACCCCAAACGCCGUCAACGAAGACGGCUUCAACCGCGACCGUUACUUACUAAACCCGCAAUUAAACACACAACAGCACAUUGCCUGGUUUAAAUUUUUGGGUAUUUUAUUCGGGGUUGCGAUCCGCACCAGGAAGCCACUGGCCAUCCCGUUGGCCCCCAUGAUGUGGAAACUGAUAGUGGGCGAAGUUGUCACAAUCGAGGACCUGGAGGAAGUGGACUGUAUGUAUGUGCAAAGUUUGCGGAGCAUUCGAGACAUUCAUUUGUCGGGGGUGGGCGAGGAGAAUUUCCACGAGGUGAUUCCGUUGGAGUGUUUCGAAGGAACGAGUUGUACCGGAAAAGUUUUGCCGAUUGUUUACGGGGGACGUAGCAUACCGCUAACGUUCCACAACCGCACGCAAUAUUUCGAGCGAGCCGUCAAGUUUCGCUUGGAAGAGUUUGAUUUGCAAAUUACGAGUAUACGGGAAGGGAUGGCCGGGAUUGUCCCUGUGCCGUUAUUGUCGCUAAUGACGGCCGAUUACUUGGAACAGUUAGUUUGCGGCAUGACGCACAUUUCCAUCCCGAUUUUGAAAAAAAUCAUAAGGUAUCGCGAAUUGGACGAGAAUCACAAUUUGGUGAGGUGGCUGUGGAACAUUUUGGAGGGUUUUAGCGACGCUGAGCGUGUUUUGUUCAUGCGGUUUGUGUCGGGGCGGUCCCGACUGCCGGCGAAUUUGGCCGAUUUGUCGCAAAGGUUCCAGGUGAUGAAAGUGGACAAGGCAGUGAAUGGGUUACCGACAGCCCAGACGUGUUUUUUCCAAUUGAGGCUUCCGCCCUACACCUCACAGGAGAUAAUGGCCGAGCGGUUGAGGUACGCGAUUAACAAUUGCAAGUCGAUCGAUAUGGACAACUACAUGUUGGCGAGGAACACCGAUCAGGGGGUCGUCUCCGAUGAGGAGUACUUGUAAGGCUGAAUGAAACGUACUGAACAAAAGCUGGACAGGUAGUUAAGUUGUUUGUGUUUUUUAUUACUUUGCAAAAAAUACAUUUGAAACGAU
Molecule: messenger RNA, 12860 nt
Organism: Tribolium castaneum (red flour beetle)
Lineage: Eukaryota; Metazoa; Arthropoda; Insecta; Coleoptera; Tenebrionidae
Product: probable E3 ubiquitin-protein ligase HERC1
Exons: 19
Coding region: 195-12770 (4191 amino acids)
Molecular function (GO): ubiquitin-protein transferase activity; protein binding
Source: RefSeq, a predicted model, not a curated record